AUGGCCAAGACUGCGAAGACAAUCCCACAAGAUAGAGAAAAGACUGGAUCAAGACAAGGGGACGAAGCACAAGAGCUACUACUACUACUACAAGAAGCUCCGAUCCAUGGAGAUGUGUUGGAGACAAUUCUCACCCGCCUGCCCAUGCUAGACAUGGUGGCCGCGUCUCGUGUCUCCAAGGCAUGGCGAGGUGCCGUCUCCACCUCCCUCCGGAUAUCUCCCCGUGUCAAGCCCUGGUUCAUCGUCUAUACUCUUCACCACCGGAACCAUUCACUCACCUCCGCCUGUGCCUUCGACCCUGCCUCUCGUGUCUGGCUUCGUAUUGACAUCGGCGAUGUCCACCAGUUCACCACCAAUACCAUCGCCGCCUCCACAGCCUCCCCAGCACUCCGAUCCUCCCAUUCCCAACACCUACUAUACAAGCUUUCCGCCGGAUUAUUCUCCUUCUCCUUCGACGCCCUCCACCUCGCUUGGCACAAAGCGGAAGCGCCACAAGUGUGGCGUCAGGACCCCAUCGUCGCACGCCUCGGCUCUCGUGUACUCGUUGCCGGUGGCACCUGUGACUUCGUGGAUGACCCACUCGCCGUCGAGAUGUAUGACACCGGAUCCCGGAGAUGGGAGACGUGUGAGCCCAUGCCGGAACUGCUCAAGGACUCUGCCACAAGCACUUGGCUCUCCACCGCCGCCACCAACAGUAGGCUCUACCUGCUGGAGAAGCGCUCCCGUCUGAUCUGCUCCUUCGAUGCAGAGACUAAGACUUGGGGACCCACUUUCAAUUUGAUCUUGAACACCAACGCACCUGUGGCUGUGUUUCACUCCAUCAUCGGAUUCGCCGGCGACCGGUUGGUCCUGGUGGGUCUGAUGGGCGAACCAGAGGAAUUGCAGGGCUUGGGGCUCUGGGAGGUCGAUCAGGUCACCUACGAGUGUAGAAAGCUGGGAGAGAUGCCACCGGCGAUGGUAGAAAGUCUCAGGAACGCCAACUCGCGACUCUCGACCCCAAGUGCAUCAAUGGAGGGUGAUUUCAUCUACGUUUAUAAUCCUUCGAACCCGGAACAGAUAUUCUUCUGUGAAUUGAAAGAGGGGAAGUGCCAAUGGGGUGAAGCCAUGAAUCCCAUGACAAACAUCCGCAGUCGGAUGCACAGAUUCGUGUUCACAUGUUCCAGAGUCGGGAUGGGAGACCUUCAGAAGGCUAUGGCAACUGGAAACCGAAGAUUGACGGUGGAAUCGGAGUGA
Molecule: messenger RNA, 1233 nt
Organism: Macadamia integrifolia
Lineage: Eukaryota; Viridiplantae; Streptophyta; Magnoliopsida; Proteales; Proteaceae
Product: F-box/kelch-repeat protein At1g23390-like
Exons: 1
Coding region: 1-1233 (410 amino acids)
Biological process (GO): proteasome-mediated ubiquitin-dependent protein catabolic process
Cellular component (GO): cytosol; nucleus
Molecular function (GO): protein binding
Source: RefSeq, a predicted model, not a curated record